GGUAAUGGCUACAGCGGGGGCGGCGGGGGCGGCAACGGCUACAGCGGGGGCGGCGGUGGUGGCAACGGCUACAGCGGAGGCGGCGGAGGCUUCGGCGGCGGCGGCGGCGGUGGCGGCGGCGGUGGCUACAGCCCGCCACUCCCCAACGGGUACGCGCCGCCUCCUGCCGUCGACACGCAGUACGGCGCGCCAGCGCAGGCGCCGGUCAUCCACAAGCACGUGUACGUGCACGUGCCGCCUCCAGAGCCCACGUACGCGGCGCCCAGGAAGCCGCAGCCUCCGCCGCCGCCCCCACAGAAGCACUACAAGAUCGUGUUCAUCAAGGCGCCCGCGCCGCCGCCGCCCACGGUGCCGGACCUGCCGCCCAUCGCGCCGCCCCCCGAACAGAAGACGCUCAUCUACGUGCUCGUCAAGAAGCCCGAGGAGCCGCCCGAGAUCACCAUCCCCACGCCCGCGCCCACACAGCCUUCCAAGCCGGAAGUUUACUUCAUUCGCUACAAAACACAAACUCAGGAGGGUGGCGGCCCGGGCGGCGCGUACGGACCUCCAUCGCCGGCUGGCCCCAGCCCAGAAUACGGCGCUCCAAGCGCCGGUGGCGGCGGCGGCGGCGGCGGCGGCGGCUCGGGCCCCUACUGA
This is a messenger RNA of Schistocerca cancellata (South American locust), 636 nucleotides long. RefSeq names its product splicing factor, proline- and glutamine-rich-like. The transcript is spliced from 2 exons. The annotation marks the transcript as partial. NCBI's taxonomy places the organism in Eukaryota, Metazoa, Arthropoda, Insecta, Orthoptera, Acrididae. The record is from RefSeq and is a predicted model, not a curated record.